AUGAAUAAAUCAUCUUCAUCAUCCUCACCCAUAUCAGCGGAGGAAAAUAUUACUUCUGGGAAAACAAAACUCUAUACUGCAGCUGUAAUACCACUUGACUACAAUUACAAAAUUAUGUCACCAUCAUCACUUUCUCAUAAACGGCAAGAUAAUGUCACUUAUCAUGCAAGACCAAUUAACCACGAUGAAUUUGACAUGGAUGUGGAGAAUCAAUACAAUAGUCUCUUUGGGGAUCCGGUACCACCGCCAGCUCCACAAGAUUUUCUGAGCACAACAUUUGAACGAAAUAUAUUUCAAACGAAUUCAGUUGAUAUAAGUUCAGAAGAAGACGUUUUUGGACAAACCGUCACCUUAAAUGCAACUCAAUCACGCCUGUUUCCAAACAUUCCAUACAAUUCAACCUUUUCUAGGCACUUAUCCAAAACUAAUCCAAUCAAAAAUUUUGAUAUUUUGCCUAAUAGUUUACCGCGCUUACAACCACCUGACAUACAAAUACUGCCAAAUUCAAGUGGAGGUUCAAGCUCAGAGACGAAAAACUCUCCAAAUUAUGCACUUUUAACUCCAGAAGAUAUAUUUCGACGGCAGAGUUUAUAUGAUGGAACUGAACCAACAGAUGUCUCCGAGCUUAUAGAAACGAUAACCGUUAGCAAUGCGAAUGAAACUAGUGAAUACACAGAAGCAACACGCAGAGUUUCUAAUUUUUCAGCAGAUUUUAAAUCCAAUGUGGGUUCUUUAAGUGACAAUAUACCGGAAACAUCUAGGAAUGCGAUGCCUGCUACUUUCAACCGUCAAUUUUCAAAUGAAUCAUAUUCUAGCAGUGAGUGGUUUCGGCCUGCUCAACAGGACUUUCCUGAAUUCAGUAAAAUGCCAAAAUUACGCCCAAGUUCGAAAAAUAUCAUGUCUAUAAAACGUGAAGAGAUGCCUUUACAUGAUUCUCCCGUAGCUGCAAUGAUAAAUGAUUCAAAUGCUUCUAGCAGCGGAGAGGAACGUGUGUUGGAUACCACACAAGUGCUUGAAGCACCAACCGUAUCGUUGCAUUCUUUAGCACCAUUACGUCCACCAGAUCCUUCGCCGAGCUGUUUGCUUGAAAUGGAAAGUAAUAUAUCUCUACCAUCAGAAGAAUAUCUUAGUCAGGCACGAAAAAUUUCAAUGGAUAGUUUCGACUCAAAUUUUCAGUCCCCUCCUCCACCUGCAGCACCUCCUCCUAUACCACCUCCACCAAAACUUGAUGAAACCGUAGUAAUAGAUGAUGCCUAUACAUUAAAAGGUGAUAUGUCCCCAGUUAUAUUUAAGGAUUCUGUAACUACUGGAAGCGAAUAUAAAGUUGAACAAGCUAGAUUGCAUAAACGUACUUCAUUUACUAUAAUCUCUGAGAAGUCGCCCCAAUCAUCAGGAAAGCAGAGUCCACUUUCACACAUACAAAAAUCUCCCACACACAGUACAAAACAACUUCCCAAAAGUAUGCAUAAACACAAAGAGAUCACAACUACUUCCUCGUCAUCUUCGAAACCUACAGCGAAAUCACAAUAUUAUUUACAACAGAAAUCACUAACGUCAACGCAGCUUAAACUGCCACACCUAUCAAAAACCAACCUAUUGACAUCUGAUGACUCGCCGCGCCCAUCUGUGCAAUUUGACAUGUCUGGUCGUUAUAGUCCAACUAAAAUGCCACAGAAAAGCAUACUCCAACAAAGAGAAUCAAUAACUUCCACUGAUACACUGCCACUAGCAAUACCAACUCGUCGUGCCUCCAUACCGAUAUCUGAUGAUAUGAGAAAAAAAAAAUAUGAAACAUUACCACUUAUAACAGAUCCAUACCGUACGUCUAUACCACGAUUGAAUAGUUCUAGUUCAGCUUUAGGUCCAGAAGUUGCUGUAAUACCACCCGGUGCCUUACCUCGACCACUGAAACCAAAUCCAAAUCCCACUCGUUUGCAACGAGGCUUGUUGCGCAUAAUAAAUAAUGAUGAUAAUAUGUCCCGUAUACCUUUACCAUCGAACUGGAGUAGUAUGGAUGACUUAGCAAUGCAUAGAAAACGUAAACCAUCACUAAAACCAUUAAACUUACCACUUCGUCGUCGUUCCAGCUCAACGUCUCCCGAAAGACGCAGUUCUACUCUGACUGCCUCCGAUAGACGUAGUUCCAAUUUAAGCACUGUGACAACAUCUGACUUCAGUUUUCGUAGACCAUCGUUUUCAAAUCGACAGCCACCAACAUCAAAUGCGCCAAAAACAAUUAACAUAUCACGCAGCAACUUAAAGACACGAAGACCGUCUCUAGCACCUCCCUACAAGUUCACCACUGGUACUCUUACACCACGAGCAAAAAUUUCCAAGCCAACAACGUUAUCACCCAUUAUUGGCACACCAAAUAAAGACAGUAGCUCUAAUCAAAGUCCGAUGCAUACUGCUGCCAACAUUCUUAUAAAUUCAGGAACCGCAUCUGAUGCAUCACGCCGAAACUCUCUUUCCAAAAUACCUAUUCGUGCAGGAAACAAUAACAUGUAUAUGGAAUCAAAACAAAUGCAUUCGGAUUCACGGCCAGAAUCACGAGUGCAUUCGCGCUCUAAUUCACCAAUGAAAAAGUUUUCUUCCCAACAACCACAGACCAAUUUGACAAUGCAUGGUAUGCCUAGCCGAACAUCUUCAAGAAGUACUCUACAUACACAAUCGCAACCAAAUUCACGCGCACCUUCACGUUCUACUUCACGUGCCUCUACUAGGCCGAUCUCUCGUACCACAUCUCGAGCUGCUUCUCGACCAAACUCUCGUAUGGAGCAAGCAAAAGAUUUGGCAAACUCUCGUUCGAAUUCACGUUUAAGUGUUAGCUCUACAACACAUACAAGUCGAUUUUCACCUAAUAUGGGCUAUAUGAAAGAUGAAAGCAACACCCGUAGAAAAUCUAUAUCGCUUUCUCCACAAUCUAAUCGUAAGCAUGUGCUUGCACGACGACUAUCCAUAAGUCCAACUAAUAAAUUUCGUAGUUCUAACCGUGGACGCAGUAAAGAUACCAAGAAAAAGCUUCAACUACAAAGAAAAACUUCUGUCUCUCGUAUUCCAAUGCGCACUAAAAGUGCCGUAGACUUGUCGAAGUCACCUCGUAAGACUUCCCCAAUUGUAAAAUCUUCACCGAGAAGGAGUAACACAAAUUCAUCUUUUCAAUCCGCAAGUGCCAACAAAGCACCCAAUUCUGUGCAAAAGUCUGUGUCAAGUGUCAAACGAACGUCUACGUCUACCAAUAAGAAGACGGCGGCAGCUAACAAACAACCAAAUAAUUCAAAAAAGACUGGGAUUAACCUUAAGCGAGAACAUUCAAAUUUACAGAAAAAUAAUCAAAAUACUAAAGAAGGUAGUAAAGUGAAAGAAGGAAGUAAAAAGGUCCCAGCUAAUAUUUCAACCAAUCAAAAUAAUGUCGGUAAAAAAAUGGCCAACGCAAGUGAUGCAGUUAAUAGUAAAACAGGUACUAGUGGAGUAACUGGCGGUGAUGGAGUUACCAAAAGUUCAAGUGGUAUCAAACGUCAACCAACGAAUAUGUCACUUAUGCGAAUUGGUUCCACACUUAGUAUGCUUAGCAAAAAACGUGCGGAAAGUAGUAUUACUAGAAAGAUAACUGAAGAGUCAGUUUCCGAAACCGAUGAAAAGUCUAAUGGCUCUAAAAUACCUAAAGUAGCCAGCGCUGGACAACUUAUUUCCACAGAUGGCAGUUUGCCUGCUGCUAUAAUAGAGAAAUCGCAAAAAACUUUAGAAAAUAUACAAAAGACUGUCACUGUUGCUACAGAUGAAAUACACAAGACGAUUAAUGAAAAUUUAACAGAUUUGAAGAGUUUUGAAACUGAUAUGGGCAAAAUGUCAGACAGUGCUGCUUCGCCUACACUAAGUGUAGCAACAGUUGUAGAAAAUAGAUCCGGUAAGAGUGGCGCGACAUCUGUUUCUCGUAUUGGUACGGCAGAAGGAGAAGGGAAUAAGAAUUCGACUGGAGAAAAUACAGGCGUAUCACAAAAAUCACCAAAAGCAAAUACCCAACCUAUUGAGGCGACCGUUUCUGUUGUAAAUAAUGGGGUGAGUGGUACUGGUGUAGUUGGGGAAGUGACUGCUGCAACUCAUUUAACAAGUACACUUAUGGAUAAUGCUGAUACUGCCGAAAGGGUUAGUGUACGUGCUAUAUCUGUAAUGCCUGAAGUUGACUGUGAAAGUGCAAAUUUCCAGAAUUUCGAAAUGGACAUUGCUGACAAGAUGGCUGCUGGUGAAAUGGUGAAUGCUGCUCUGAAGAGAGGACAUGAUGGAAUUCCAGAAGAACCAAGUACGGGAAGUGCAGACGAUUACAAAACAGAAGGCAAGCGUCGCUCACCAGAUGGACAAGGGGAAUCGCAACUUGAUAGCGGUGAAAAAAAUAAUAGUCAAGAAUUUCUGGAAGUAAAAGACGACGAUAAUCCACCCAAAGGUUGUUGUCCAUGUUGCUUUCGAUUUUGCCUGCCGUGUCGAAGAGCACGUUGCGUACGUUGUUGUCGUCGGAAUAAAAACAAAAACAGCGAUGAAUCCACACAGCCUGUAUUGUCAGCGACUAGUAGUGCUACAACUACAAAUCUUGAGGUAAUUGAUGAAACUCGCAGCUUAGACCAAAAGAAGAAGACAAGUUGUUGGCAAAAACUUAAUUGUUGCAAAAGUUGUAAAAGGAAAAAGUCAAAAACUCAAGCUGAAGAAGAAGAAAGUGUCAUUGCCGAGCGACAAUCGAAAAUGGAAGGAAGUGGACAUGCUACAAUGCCAACAACGCCUAUUCCAGAGCAGCAACAACAAGGACCAAUGUCACCAACGAAACAAAAUAAAUGUGGUUUGUGUUUAAGUAAAAUUUUCUGCUGUCGUUCGGUGAAUAAGAUCGAUCCAAAAACUGGGCAUGAAACUGAGAUCAACAAAUGUUGCUUUUGCAUACCAUGCAUUUGUAAACGAGGCCCAAGAGGUUCUACAGUGAGCUCUGUAGGCGGUUCACUUGGUGCAGGCUCCGCUGCUUGGCAAGAUCCGGAACGUGGCAUAUCUGCAACAGAUGCUUCAGUGUUACAAGGAGUGGAUGAAACACCAAAAGAUGGCUGCUGUAAACGUUUCUGGAGUCGAGUAUUUUUCUGUAGAAAGAAGAAGGUGCCCAAGCCAAGCGAGAGUAGACGUCAAAGUAUCAAGGCUCCACCACCACCGACAGAAGAUACUCGACGUAAGCUUCAUGUGGACUUAGUGGAGUACAAUUCAAAAAUGAAAGGUGCUAUACCAGUGUUACCACUAUUUUUGGCAUGGUUUUGUGCUAUUUGCAACACUGUUGUUCCAGGACUUGGUACUCUCUUAUCUGGUAUAUUCUGCAUUUGUAUUGGCAUACCACGUUUUUCUCAGCACGAUAGCGCAAAGGCACGCGUUGGGUCUCUUAUAAUAAAUAUAAUUGUGGCAGUUGCUCAGCUAUUUUGUGUACUCUUCUGUUUCGUUGGUUGGGGUUGGUCCAUUUGGUGGGGUACAAUUAUGCUCAAAUGUGCCAGAAAACUUAAUAAAAUCAAGAAGGUGGAACAGCUUGAAAAGGAAGAGGAACGUCGACAGGCUGAAGCCGCAGCUGCUAUUGAGGCAGCUGGUCGUGCAAUAGUUGCUGCAGAAGCUGAAGCGGCCAAAGCUUAAAUACCCUAAUUUUUUCAUUUUCUCUAUGUUUUGGAGAAAAGCCACAGGCUAAGCCUGCAGCAGCUACUGCAACAGUUUGUCGUACAAUAAUUGCUGUCUAUAAGGAACGAUAAUAGCUUUAAUACAAAUUAUUAACAAAAUCUAAAUUUAUUUAGGAAACUUUAAAUGCGAGUAACAAAGAAAUCUUCCAUAUGA
Molecule: messenger RNA, 5841 nt
Organism: Teleopsis dalmanni
Lineage: Eukaryota; Metazoa; Arthropoda; Insecta; Diptera; Diopsidae
Product: protein stum-like
Exons: 11
Coding region: 1-5646 (1881 amino acids)
Biological process (GO): proprioception; sensory perception of mechanical stimulus; taxis
Cellular component (GO): sensory dendrite
Source: RefSeq, a predicted model, not a curated record